AUGUCCGAACCGAAGGAUGAUCCAAUUGAGGUUGUCAAACCAGAAGAAGAUGCAUCCACUCCUGACGACUACUUGCAUGGAUCUCGCUUGAUAGCAUUGACAGUAUCGCUUCUGCUGGGCAUGUUCUUAGUUGCUCUCGACAACACUAUUAUUGGCACUGCAAUCCCCAAGAUCACGGACGAAUUUCAUGAUUUGAACAAAGUCUCAUGGUAUGGCUCUGCAUACUUUAUGACUUUUGGUGGUAGCUUUCAAUCAACAUGGGGAAAGGUGUUCAAAUACUUCCCACUCAAGCUUUGGUUCCUUAUUGCAUUGAUGAUCUUCGAAGUUGGCAGUCUGAUAUGCGGAGUGGCACAAGACCCGACAACUUUGAUUGUAGGUCGAGCAAUUGCAGGUCUUGGUGGAUCUGGUGUCGCUGUUGGCGUGUUCACCAUGUUGGGUUUUGCCGCCCCACCUGAGAAGCGUCCACAGCUCCUAGGCUUCACUGGAGCAGCUUAUGGUAUCGCUGCCGUCUUAGGUCCACUCAUUGGCGGUGCCUUUACUGACAAGGUUACAUGGCGUUGGGUAAGUCAGCAAAGACUCGAGUACUGCUCGAGUACUAACGAUAUUGUANNGUGCUUCUACAUCAAUCUACCGGUAGGAGGAUUGGCAGCUAUCAUCAUCUUUCUCUUCUUCAAGCCACCAAGCAGCGCCAAACCUGCGCAAGCAUCAUUCAAGGAGAAGAUGUUACAGAUGGACUUCGUUGGCGCCACUCUGAUGAUCGGCCUGAUCAUCUCUUUCAUACUCGCACUGCAAUAUGGUGGGCAGACACACUCGUGGAAUAGCAGUCAGGUCAUCGGAUUGUUGGUUGGAUUCGUUGUCAUUUUGGCAGUCUUCGUACUGUGGGAGAUGUUCCAAAAGGAACGCGCCAUGAUUGUCCCACGACUGUUUAUAGAGCGGCACAUCUGGGUCGGCUCCGUCUUCAUGUUCUUCUUUGGAGGAGGCUACUUUAUUCUUCUAUAUUACCUUCCGAUCUACUUCCAAAGUAUUCACGAAGCUAGUCCGAUCGGAUCUGGCGUCAGGAUGCUUGCGUUAAUUAUUCCGUUGACCGUCACCGCUAUCAUACAAGGCUUUGCACUGUCGAAGAUCGGCAUCGUGCCUGCAUUCUGGAUCUUCGGCGGUGCACUGGCAACCAUUGGCUGUGGACUCAUGUACACCAUGGACGCUAGUACUUCUGCUGGCAAAUGGAUCGGCUAUCAGAUCUUGGUUGGCUUUGCUACUGGCGUGACUUUUCAGGUCGCUAUUGCAAAUGCGCAAGUUCACGCUAAGCCUGAAGACUUGUCGCAGGUCAGCGCCAUAAUCAAUUUCUUCGUCACCAUUGGUGGUGCUUUCUUCAUCUCCGCUGUACAAUGCGCAUUCAACAACCAAAUCAUCAAACAACUCGUAAAGAACCUUCCUAGUAUCGACCCAGUAACUGUUCUUGGAAUUGGCGCAACACAAAUUCGUCAAGAGUUUACGGCAUCACAAGUACCAAUUGUUCUUGACGCGUACAUGGUUGGGCUGAAAGCUGUGUUUGCCAUUACAACAGCUGCUUAUGGUGUCUCGACCAUCGUAGGCUUCUUUGGCAGCUGGAAGAGACUUAACGAGGAGGUAAUNGAAAAGGCUGCUGGCGGCGCAGUUUAA
Molecule: messenger RNA, 1659 nt
Organism: Aureobasidium musti
Lineage: Eukaryota; Fungi; Ascomycota; Dothideomycetes; Dothideales; Saccotheciaceae
Source: the annotation of a GenBank genome assembly